Messenger RNA from Zygosaccharomyces rouxii, 2130 nucleotides. RefSeq lists its product as uncharacterized. The record is from RefSeq and is a predicted model, not a curated record. Bases 1 to 2130 code for a protein of 709 amino acids. NCBI's taxonomy places the organism in Eukaryota, Fungi, Ascomycota, Saccharomycetes, Saccharomycetales, Saccharomycetaceae. The transcript has a single exon.
AUGGAGUUACCUAGUGAAAUUUUAGAGCUCGUCGUUUCGCAAGGCUUGGAUAGUUGUCAGACUUCAAUAUCAUGGAUGCAAAUCUCACCAGUUUUCCAAAAGGUAGUUACCGAUCUGUUAGGGGUAGUGGUAUUACAAGACGGGGUACGAGAUUUACAAGAUAUGGAUGUUCCCUUUGAUUAUAAACGGUUGAUGAGUAAGUUCAAUACGUUGUAUGUGUCCACCGAUUAUCCCAAUGCAGAGCAAUUGUUAGAGUUUAUUAAGAAGUAUAUGCAUCUCUUAAUUGUGAUACAAUCGGAUAGAAACUACAGUGAUGUUUUAGCAUCUCUAUUGGUUUCCAUAGCGCAGGACUGUACAAAAGGAACUACCAUAUGUGUUAUUUACUGCAGUUUCCAGAAUUAUUUGAGUAAGCUAUAUUUCCGUGGAUUGUCAUUAUGUGAAAAGAGAGUGGUUUUCAGUGAACUGCAUCUUGUUGGUAAGGCACCAUGGAAUAGGAGUGAACUAUUUGACGUUAAAACACUUUUCGAAAGAACAUAUCUUUAUCAUUUGAAAAACAUCUACUCCUUGGAUAUUCAGAACAAGAAUCAUAGAAUAAUAUCUCGGGAUUUGAAUGUAAUCAACCAACUUAAUUUUGGUAAUUUUGAUGAAGAAUGGCACAAUUAUUUUAUUGAAUGUCCUAAUUUGAAGAAAAUUGAAAAUACCAAAUAUCCUAUUCGCACCAGUGAUGAACCCUUCAAAUUACCCAAGUGUGAAUCCAUAUCCUUGACACACUAUGUGAAUGGUAUUCAUUAUCAACCAAUAGAUGGGUUUAAAGUAUCUGGGGAGUUGAAGCUAGUCCCCACUCUGAGAUCUGCAGAUCCUGAAUUCUACAAUUUGCACUUUGCUAAUUUGAAAAAGUUGAAAUUGGUACUCGGUGAUUCAGAGAGCCAUUCGAUUAGGUUCCACAAUUGUCAAUUUGAUUCUCUUGAAUCUCUUGAUUGUGCAUCUUGUUUGAUUCCAUGGACCAACUUUACAGAUUCGGGAGUUCGAUUGAAACAUAUCAGGCUCAGUUUGACUACUGAUGAACAAGCUAAAUGGCUUUGUGAAUGUCCCUACCAAUUGGAAAGAAUAUCAGUUGCAUCAUAUGGCGUGUGGUCACCAGCUUCGCCGAAUAUUUCACAUUUGCCAUUGGAAGUCAUGAAGUGUCAAGCUGUCGAUCUGGAGAUUCAAUCAAUAUGGCACUGUUAUCUAUGUCAUGUCCUAGUGGUACCUACUGUCGGAAUUACUACCGAUCUAACAAUCACUAUUAAGGAAGCAUCACUGUUGCAAUCAAUUCUCGAUAAUCACUUACCCAUGGACAAGUGGGGGAUCAACUUGGAGAACGAUUGCAUAAUUUUAAGAGUACCAUCAGUCAAGCGUUUUACUAUCUCUGUUACAGAUAGGAGCAAUUUCGGUAUGGGAAAUAGUGGGCCAAGCAUGCCCUUCUCGAGUGCGGUAGGCGGUUCUUCACAGGCUGAUUAUUCAAACAUUUUCUUUGACACUAAUGCAUCUAUUCAGAACUACGCAGUUUCUCCAUCAGCAUUUCGGAGAAAGAGUUCAGGUGCUGAUAGUGCAACUGCUAGAAGACAAAGUGCCAUCGCUAGUUUGACAAGUUAUCCGACACACCCAGGUUCUGUAAAAAAUAGAAGAAGCUCUUCAGCUUCCUCUUCAAUAAGUGGUACAUCAUUGCUUAAGACAUGUAAGUUUGUACCAUUUGGUAACUGUCCUGAGACAAUCACCGUUAGUCUAGCCGCAUUGGAUGCUUCCGUCAUAUCUUGGGAGGAAGUGAAAACUAAUAGAAUCAUGUUACUACAGGUACUAGUUCAGGAACCUGAUUCUGAAUUGUAUUGCCUGGAUGAUUCGAUUCAUCCACUUUCGGAGCAAAUCACCCAGGUCCUGAAAUAUCCCUACCAUAUUUCACUACAAGGAAUGAUCGUGGAAAGAUUUCAAGUUGUUGUUAAUCUCGAGGCUCUAGGUCUCGAUAUUCAGCGAUGCCAGAGGAACCAAUUUGCCGCUGAUUUGCAACAGUAUUUGGCAUUUAAAGGACAUGAUCUGAAGGUCUUUACAGAAUCAGAAAAGAACUGUCGUGUUUCUGUUCUUCUCAAAUUUUGA